AUGAACAAUCUGGCCAAUCCCACAUAUUUCGACUACCCAAUCCAUCCCUCUCGCUUCCCAAUCUCCUCAAUCCGUCCAGAUGGCCCACAGAAUACUCCAUCUAUGCCACCCCGCACUCCUCCAAAACCUGUAUUCCCGCGGUAUGACCCUCUCCAUGUCCUCUCUGCAAAUUCCAUCCCACUUCCAACCACAAAGCAGUCAUCUCUACACCCCCUACAGGUGGCACCCGGUGUCCUCGCAAACGGCGUCAUUACUGUCAUGCUGCCCGCCGUCCGCGAGUUUCUCACUGCCACUACCAUUGCACCACCUGCCGCACCCGAACUCCCAAGCGACAGUAGAGUAUUAGCGCUUGCUGCUCUUGCCGUCUUCUAUCGCCCCAUGCACCCUGCACAUUGGGUCUUUUGGAAUAAGGAACAAAAGAGGAACACUGCAGCCAUUGUGCAGAGUGUAUUAGAUACUACCCCCACUCCAAUCAUCUCACCCAUCGGCUGGAUAGCCACCCAAGACAACCUGUGGAUUCUUGGUUCACUACAACACGCCUAUUCCAGUGCCUUAUCUUCCCAACCCUGGUACGCCGCAUACGUACCAUCUGAAAGCGAAACCCGCAUGAGUCUGCGCAAGCGCAAGCCCACUAUGAUCCAAGAACAAGUCAUCGAAGAUGAUGAUGACGAUCUCCUCGUGCCUCAACCACCAAGGAAGCGUGCAAGGACGCGCAGAACUGUCACAACUACUAGGAGCCCGAGGAAACCGGAAGAAUUCUCCCCGCCUGACAACCCGGAGACAGAGGAUGUGCCCGAUGAGGUCGAAGCAGCCACCGAACUACCGGAACCGGAAAUAGUGCUUAUGUUGACGCGCGCAGCUAAACGCGAGCUCAUCGAAAUCCCUGUGCCAGCACAAGAUGCUGAGAAAUCUGUCUCGCCAGAGCCGCGUAGGAGCCAGCGGAAGAAAGGUGAUUCACCGGCAUCUUCGGCUACUACUCUCACGCGCAUCCACUCGCGGGAGUUGUCGGCAGAAUCCGUGGAAGGCGCUGAAAGCGCUGGAAGUAGCACUGUUUGUGAGGAGGAGCCAGACAAGGAAAAAACAAAGAAGGGCCGCACGGAGAAGGCCGUCAAGCGUCUUGACAAUACUGGCGAGGACGGAGACGAGGAAGAAGCUGAGCAGGAGAAACCUGUUCCCGCCAAGAGAUCUCGCCCCUCAGCUUCCCGUGCAAAGCCAAGGUCCAGGGCCCCACCAAAGAGAACCAACUCGACGAAUACCAAUUCCGAGGAAGGCGGCGAGCACGCAGAUGCUACUUCCCCGCCACCUGUGCCUAAACCAAAGUCACGCUCGCGCCCGAGGACUCGCAGGCGUUAG
Molecule: messenger RNA, 1353 nt
Organism: Suillus discolor
Lineage: Eukaryota; Fungi; Basidiomycota; Agaricomycetes; Boletales; Suillaceae
Exons: 2
Coding region: 1-1353 (450 amino acids)
Source: RefSeq, a predicted model, not a curated record